Chelonus insularis is the source of this 369-nucleotide messenger RNA. RefSeq lists its product as uncharacterized. The transcript has a single exon. The record is from RefSeq and is a predicted model, not a curated record. The coding region runs from base 1 to 369 and encodes 122 amino acids. NCBI's taxonomy places the organism in Eukaryota, Metazoa, Arthropoda, Insecta, Hymenoptera, Braconidae.
AUGGCUGCUGUGGUAUUCCUGAAGGUUACUAACAAAUCUGGAGAGUGCUCAUCUACUAUUGUCUGUACUAAGUCUUUAGUAGCUCCCUUGAAACCAUCAACUAUACCGAGACUCGAGUUAAAUGCUGCAGUUUUACUCACUAAACUGGUCAGCUACGUGAAGAGAAUUUUAGAGAUAAUUGACGUGCCCACACAUCUAUGGACUGAUUCUUCAGUCACUUCAACAUGGAUCAAGAGCCUUCCUUCAAGAUGGAAGGAUUACGUGAGAAAUAGAGAUCGUGAUGUAAGUUUUAUGAGAAUGGUAGAGGCAACACUAGAAAUGAUGUUUUAUUCACAACACAAAAAUAAACCAGAUAGAGAAUCAACUUGA